Messenger RNA from Beta vulgaris subsp. vulgaris (sugar beet), 2073 nucleotides. RefSeq lists its product as uncharacterized. The record is from RefSeq and is a predicted model, not a curated record. NCBI's taxonomy places the organism in Eukaryota, Viridiplantae, Streptophyta, Magnoliopsida, Caryophyllales, Amaranthaceae. Bases 1 to 2073 code for a protein of 690 amino acids. The transcript is spliced from 2 exons.
AUGGCGACGUUGAAGGAAAGCUAUGUCGCGUCGUGCAUGGAGAUCCAAAGCCUGAAAUCCGCCAAGAAGACGUCAAAGGGGCCUAAGCCUCGCAAUGUUCGUGGCGUCUCCAGGAUGCGAAAUCUGGACGGCGAGGGGUUUGAGACCCCUGUGAAUCAUGUUGAUCUCGAAGAUGCUGAUGAUUCGGAAAAGGAAGAUGCCGACGGCGGCGAGAAUGACGGCGCUGAUCCCUCGAAAGAACCCGUCCAAGGCCGUCUCGAUGACCCUAUCCAACAGCGUCUCCAGCAACUAGAAGACAUGAUCGCUCGCAUCCCUGGUGUCCCCAGGCCUAUGGAAAAAGCUACUCCUAACAGUUAUGCUGAUUCUCCUUUUGCAGAUCCCAUCGCGUUGAUCGAGGUACCCAAGAGGUUCUCUGUCCCAUCCAUGAAGCUGUAUGACGGCACCGCAGAUCCCAACGACCAUGUCGCUCAGUACAAACAAAGAAUGAUCACCAUCUUAAUCCCAAAGAAUAUGCGGGAAGCUUGCAUGUGCAAAGGAUUUGGCUCUACGCUGACUGGGCCAGCUUUGCAGUGGUUCAUUAAUCUUAAUAACGGGACUAUCUCUUCUUUUGCUCAAUUGGUUAAUGCUUUUAAUAUGCAAUUUGCUAGUAGUCGCAAAAUGGAAAAACAAGCUAGCGACUUACACAGGAUUAUGCAAAAGUCUGACGAAUCUCUUAAAGAAUUUGUAAACAGGUUUAACAGGGAAAAGGUGUCCAUUCCAAAUUGCGACGCUCGGACGGCCAUCGAGGCGUUCAGACGUGGCUUGGACGAGGAAUCAGACCUCUACAAGGAGCUGACCAAAUAUCCAUGUCCGACGUUCGAAGAUGCUCAAGCCAAAGCGUUGGCCCAAAUCAGGCUGGAGGAAGACAUGCAGUCCAGAAAGGCCUAUGCCAAUGCCGACAGCCGGAAGGCGGCGUCCAACAAGCAAGCAUCCUGGCGUCAAAAGCCUUAUGAGCGCUCGCAGCAGGGAGGUAUCAUUAAUACUUUACAUUCUUUAGGUUCUGCUGUUAAAUGGCCUUUCAGGAACGAGAAAUCGACGACCCAUCGUGACAAAUCCAAAUGGUGCGAGUUCCACGGAGACCAUGGGCAUCACACCGACGAGUGUGUCGCUCUGAGGCGAGAGGUGUCCCACCUACUGAAGCAAGGGUACCUAAAAGACUUGCUGACGGAGAAGGGUAAGCAGACGGUGUCAAAAAAUGACGACCGACGUCAACCGCCGUCAUCCCCGCCGCAUGUCAAGGUAAUUAAUGUCAUUAGCGGUGGUUCAGAUAUCUGUGGACUAACAUAUUCUGCAGCUAAACGGCAUGCACGAGACGGUUUAAAAGACUGGCUGACGGAGAAGAGUAAGCAGACGGUGUCAAAAAAUGACGACCGACGUCAACCGCCGUCAUCCCCGCCGCAUGUCAAGGUAAUUAAUGUCAUUAGCGGUGGUUCAGAUAUCUGUGGACUAACAUAUUCUGCAGCUAAACGGCAUGCACGAGACGGUUUAAAUCAAGACGCCGUCCCCAAGGAACUCCGUCACCCCCGUGACGUCGAGCUGGAGGCCAUGCCGAUUACCUUCGAUAACGCCGAUCUCGGCGACGACAGAGACAUACACCAUGACGAUCUGGUAAUAUCUUUAACUGUCAGUAAUUGCUUGCUUAAACGUGUGUUAAUGGACAAUGGCAGUUCAGCAAACAUCCUGAUGAGAGGCGCUCUAGAGGACAUGGGGAUCGAUGAGCGUGACGUCAUCCGCAAAUCUACUGUCCUUGUCGGAUUCAGUAGAGAAUCCAAGCAUACCAUGGGAGAAGUGACCCUGCCCACAUUCGCCAAGGGAGUUAACAUGCCAACUAAGUUUUAUGUCAUUGACUGCCCUUCUUCUUAUAAUGUGAUUUUAGGCAGGCCAUGGAUCCAUAGCAUGAAGGUUGUCCCCUCGUUGUUCCACCAAUCUUUGAAGUUCCCUACCAAAUGGGGAGUGCAGGAAAUCAAAGGGGACAGACGGAUCGCGAAGGAAUGCUAUAAGACGUCCUUGAAGCCAAGGAAAUCGGAAGCAUAG